This is a messenger RNA of Saxophila tyrrhenica, 933 nucleotides long. RefSeq lists its product as uncharacterized. The transcript has a single exon. Lineage: Eukaryota; Fungi; Ascomycota; Dothideomycetes; Mycosphaerellales; Extremaceae. The record is from RefSeq and is a predicted model, not a curated record. The coding region runs from base 1 to 933 and encodes 310 amino acids.
AUGCGGCCUAGCAGCUUCGCCUCAUCCCUUCUCCUCUUCACAGCUGCCGCCUCAGCAUGGCCCUGGCCCCCGUCAUGGCAGCCCAGAGAGACAGGAGCAGUAGCAAGACGAGACACAACAUGGGCAAUAGAACGACGGCAGCAGAGUAGUCUCGCCCUCUCCCUCUCCACCGAGCAAGGCAAUACCGCCACCACCGAGAAGUCUACUGAGAAGUCCACCAAAAAGACGACCAAGGGCGACGAUGCCACCCAAAGCGCCAGCGCCAGUGCCACCGACACCAAGAGCGGCGAUGACAGCAAAACGACGGGCAAAACCACCGGCAAAUCAGACGACGACGACAACAAGAAAACCACGAAAAAGACCUCCUACGAAACGACCAAAACCUUCGAUAACCGCCUCCCCGCCGGCGGCGUCUCCAUGAUCACCCCCAACGUCAUCGCCGGGCCCCAAUACUACAAAAUCGCUUCCAAGCCGGGGCAAGAAUACAUCACCUUUGCCUGGAACUACACCUCGCUCUCCAGGACCCCCUCCGCUAUUGACAUCCUCGCCUCCUGCUCCCAGAACAGCGCUACCUACACCAUCAGCGCCAACGCGUCGGUCACCGGGCCUACGCAGGAGGUUAUAUGGGACGUGGGGAAGUACCAAGCCACCGCCACCCAGCCGCUGCUGAUGGCGACGUAUACCCUUGUUAUCCAUGACGCGCAAGCGGAUAUCACGGCGAGUCCGCGGGCGGGGUAUCUGGGGACCUGGAAUCAGUUCUAUUUUGGCAUGUAUCUGCCGCAGGAGUACACGCCCAUCGCGGACUACGUGUGUGCGACGUGUAGCGGGGCGAUGAGUAGCAUGACGCGGCAUACGAUUUGGGGUAUGUUGGGCAUGGCGGCGGUGACCGUGUUGAGUUUUGGGUGGUUUGGGGGAGUGGCGGGGUUGUGGUAG